Messenger RNA from Mercurialis annua (annual mercury), 1922 nucleotides. RefSeq lists its product as uncharacterized. Bases 444 to 1298 code for a protein of 284 amino acids. The transcript is spliced from 8 exons. Gene Ontology annotation, molecular function: RNA binding. NCBI's taxonomy places the organism in Eukaryota, Viridiplantae, Streptophyta, Magnoliopsida, Malpighiales, Euphorbiaceae. The record is from RefSeq and is a predicted model, not a curated record.
CAUUUGCAGAAGCAAAACUGAAAUAAAUAGAAAAGGGGAAAAACAUAAACAAUCCCUUGUGGACCCCAUUCCAAGCUGUCUUGGUUUGGAUGACCAACAAAAAAAGGCUCCAACUUUUUUUAAAAUUAAAAAAUAAAUCCGAAAUUGGUAAAUCAUUACACUGCUUAUUGUCUUCCUCCCCGGUCGUUUUUAGUUUACAUAAUUUCACACUUGACCAACUCCUUUUUCCCAAACAAAAACCCCACCUUCCACCGACCUCCCCUUCUCAAUUCUAGGGUUCCAUGUCCGAUAUUACACCUCUUCAUUUCUAGGGUUUUUCAGGGGUUUUUCCUUUAAAACAUGUGCCUUCUUUUUACUAUUACUUGAUCCACAAUCUUCUUUUCUUCCAAUUCUAAUUCAAACCUUCCCUCUUCUCGUCUACUUCUUCAUAUUACCAAUUUUAAAUGGCUUAUCAACCGGGCCCAGGCUCCGGUUCCAGUUCAAGUUCAGGCUUUCACUACUUGAAUUCCCCUUUUGGGGAUACCACUUACACUAAGCUUUUUGUUGGGGGUCUUGCCUGGGAGACUCAAAGUGACACUAUGCGCCGUUAUUUCGACCACUUUGGCGAUAUUCUUGAAGCCGUUGUCAUUGCUGAUAAGAAUACAGGCCGAUCAAAAGGCUACGGUUUUGUGACUUUCCGGGAACCGGAGGCUGCUAAGAGGGCUUGUGCUGAUCCUACUCCAAUUAUUGAUGGUAGACGUGCUAAUUGUAAUCUAGCUUCACUUGGCCGGCCGAGGCCCCCACUGCCAUUUGGACGCGUGAGACCGGCAACUACCCCAUAUAUUGCAACUGUGCAAGCCCCCCGAGGAACAUAUGCUGGAAAUCUUGGCUACCAUCAACCGUUGUCAUACGGCUAUCAACAAGGAUUGAUGUAUCAUCCGUAUGGUUAUGCAGCAUAUGGGCCUGAAUAUGUAUACCAACAGGGUGUGUACAACCCUUAUGCUGGUCAGCAGUACCUUCAGUUAUAUGGUGUACCUGGGACUGUGAACUCAGCAGUGUAUCCUUAUGGGCAGCUGAGUCAAACUCUUCCAAGUGGUCACGGUUAUACAGCAAUGCAGGCAUAUGCUAUGCCAGGUCAUCAGAUCGUACAGUUUGGUGGAGGAGCUAGUGUUAAUGCAAUUACAACUUCACCUAUGCCAACUAUUCAAGCACCUUACCCUACAGGUUUAGCUGCACCUGUUCCAGCCCAAGCACAAUUUAUGAUUCCUGCUCCUUCUCAGUAUAUGCAGGGCAGCGGUUCUGACCAAAUGGCUGGGUGAGGUGUUGAUCACGAAUUUUUUUCCUUCAGGUAUUCUUACGACUCAGCAGGACUAAGAGCAGCAAGACUGCUACUUUAGUGGCGGGCUUCAAAUCUAGCCUUGCAAACUGUUUAUUUUACAUUCUAGAGGUCUACAUAGUCGUUCUCACCAGAGAAAUUAAAGUCGGGUGUCUUGUGUUGCUCCAAAUGGCGGAGAAGGAAUGUGGAAGAUGCUAACAUAUCUUCCUUUACUUUAGUGUAUCAUAAACAUCAUAUCAUAUACUGCAGGAGCUCAGGACGGGCUUCAGGCAGUAGCGCAUUGGAUGGAUGCCGGAGUGGGUUUCUGGCAGCCAUUUUAUGGGGUAAUAAAAAUGUGUAAAAAGAAAAGGUGAAAGUUUGAUGUUAGAAUCAAGAUAUGAUUCUUUGUUAGUGUUAGACUCCCAGCAUUUGGGUGUAUAGGUUAGUCUCUGGUGCCUUUGUUGGUGUCAUGCAUUGUUACUUAAAUAGCUCCAUUCAUGUUUUGUGCAUAUUAGUGGUGUAGAGGGUUCUUUUGUUUGGACGCUCAAAACUCUUUUGUUAAUUUGACUAUUUAUGAAGAAAAGCCAAACCUCAAAGCAUGGGGUUGAAGCUUCUGCUUUAUAUUUAA